Molecule: messenger RNA, 1764 nt
Organism: Phlebotomus papatasi
Lineage: Eukaryota; Metazoa; Arthropoda; Insecta; Diptera; Psychodidae
Exons: 3
Coding region: 62-1267 (401 amino acids)
Source: RefSeq, a predicted model, not a curated record
GGAAAUAUUCUUGAGCAAGUCAGUAGCGAAUUUAUCGGAGGUGCGUGAAUUAGACCAAAAAAUGUUCAUUCCCACCUGGUUGAACAAAAGCUUCUUCGAAGAAGCCUUGAGAGUACACGAAAAGGAUGAGAGCUUAAAAGUGCUGGAUGUUGAUGUCAAGAGUAUAUUGGAUAAGAGUGAACCCACAACAAGUGCUAUUUUUUCAGCAAAUGUAUCCUACAAUUUGUCUACCAGCACAAAUGAGUGCUCUAUCAAAUUGAUUAUAAAGACUCCAGCUACCUCAGAAGUAUCCAGCAGCAAUCUGGAUCCUCUAUUCAGCACAGAAGUGGAAAUGUACACAAAAACACUUCCAGCUAUUGGGAAAUUUCUUUUAUGUUCACUGGAUGAGAGAGUUUUCUUUCCCAAUUUAAUCUAUCACUCCAAGAGUCCGAACUAUGUCUUGGUGUUCGAUGACAUCACCGAUAAGGGUUUCGCCAAAGAGAGCAAGCAGCUCAAUUUUGAAAAUUCCAAGCUAGUUUUCUCCAAAUUGGCCAAAUUUCACGCUUGCUCAAUGCUCCUGGAACGAAGGACAAACGAAGUCUCCGAUUACAAGCAAGGGCUAUUUCGGGUUCGACCUGAUGGAGUUGAACAUAUGCUGAACUCCAUCAGUAAGCUUAUCGAUGAGAUCACCACCUGGCCAAAUCAUGAGACUUACGUGGAAAAAUUUCAGAACAUCCACAAAAAUUUUCACCGGAAAAUCCGGCAUCUCUACAGCGUUAAUCCACCCACACAUGGCUACAAUGUUCUCAAUCAUGGGGACUUUCACUUUAGAAACAUGAUGUUCAAGACGGAUAAACAGGGGACAGCCUAUGACUUCAUGCUAGUAGACUACCAGGUAUGCAUUUGGGGAUCGCCUGCCCUCGAUGUUAUCUAUGCGCUGUACAUGGUAGCUUCGAAGGACACCUUGGAAAAACACCGUGAGGACUUGCUUUCACACUAUUACGACGAAUUUGUGAAUGCUCACACAACUCUUGGAAUCCGAGAGAAACCUCCCUCGAGGCUGGAUUUCAACACUGAGCUUGUCCGCCAUGGAUUUUUGGAAAUGAUCAUUGCUGUAUGCUUCAUGCCCUACGUUCAUGUGGAUUUUUCUAAGAUCACCAUUGAUGAAUUAAUGGCCAAUGGAGAAGCUUCCAGGGAUGUUCGGAAAGAAAUUUACGGACAUCCUGAAUAUAAGAAGGCUAUUCAGGAAUUAUUGCCAAAAUAUUUGGAAAAAGGAUUUCUAGAUUAAAGACAACACUUGUUGCAAAAUUCGAUAUAUUUAUCAGCGGAAGUUUUAAUUAUAUUCAUAAAUGUUCAAUACAGUUUUCUUUAGUUAGAAUAUUUAAAUUUUGAAUCCUUUUGUGACAUUUUAUUAGGUUUAAUAACAAUAAAACAGCAUAUUUAGGAAAAUGGUGUAUUGCAAAAAGUUUUAUGCAAGGCCGGGAAUUGUGCAAUUGAAUUUUUUAUUGACUUGAAAAUGAAAUUACAUUAAGUAAAAAGAUAUACAAUAGAUACGUUAUUAUAAGAUAAAAGAUUAGAAAGUAUUCAAAUUAAUAACAAACCUACACAAAUAUGUACUAUAAAAUGUUUUAUAGCCGCUCUACAUACUAGAAAAAUUUAUGUCCAUAUUGAAGAGUUUUUCAUACACGAUCGUAGGGAAUUUGCUUUAAUAUGGACAUAAAUUUCUCUAGUGUGUAGAGGCCAUUACUCUCAUUAUUGAGUUAAUAAACUAGUCGUCUUGAAGAA